UAAGCUUAGCUUGGCUUGUCUGCCAUCACAUCCAAACCUGCAUUCCCCGGCCAACUCUCACGCCCUGAAAGGCUGAGAUGUCAUUCUGGUGCGGUGAGCCAUUCUCUCCAUCCAAACCCCUCCUUGUAUUAACACCAUUGCUGCUCUUCACUCGGACCACAACAUCACACACAUAAAUGGUGUAACAAAUACAGGGGCACAAGAACUCGAGCACCAGCCAUUCCAGUUGCCUGGGGUAGGGAGAGAUGAAGGCAAUGUCGGGGCCGAAGCUGCUCCUCGUCCGCCAGCCGUCGAGCAAGUACGGCAAUGGGGCGGUGUCGCCGGCGACGGCCGCGUCCAUGUCCGGCCGCCGGUUCUGGCUCGUCGUGUUCCUCGCGCUCUUCACCUGCGUGUCCAUGCUCACGGUCUUCUCUACGGCGCGCGCGCCGUCCGGGGCGGUGUCGCCGCGGGCCACGUUCGCGGCCAGCGCCGGUGCGGGCAGCGUCGUCGGCGCCUCGGCGGGCGGCGGAGGGCUGCCGGCGUACGUGUUCGACGCGCUGGUGCGGUACGCGGCGGCGGCGGGAGCGAACUCGACGGUGAGCAUGCCGGAGGGGGACGUGCGCGCGAUCGCGGCGGUGCUGCGUCGGCGCGCGCCGUGCAACCUGCUGGUGUUCGGGCUGGGCGCGGAGACGCCGCUGUGGCGCGCGCUGAACCACGGCGGGCGGACGGUGUUCCUGGACGAGAACCCGUUCUACGUGGCGCACAUGGAGGGCGCGCACGGCGGGCUGGAGGCGUACGACGUCGCCUACGCCACCGCCGUGCGCGAGCUCCCGGACCUCCUCGACGCCGCGCGCGCGUCCCGGCGCGCCGAGUGCCGCCCCGUCCAGAACCUGCUCUUCUCCGACUGCCGCCUCGCCAUCGGCGACCUGCCCAACCAGCUCUACGAGGUCGCCUGGGACGUCAUCCUCGUCGACGGGCCCCACGGGUACGCCGAGGGGUCGCCGGGGAGGAUGGCGGCGAUCUACUCGUCGGCGGUGAUGGCGCGGACAAAGGGGACCGUGACGGACGUGCUGGUGCACGACUACGAGCGGGAGGUGGAGAGCGUGUGCGCGCGGGAGUUCCUCUGCGACGAGAACCGCGUGGAGGGGACCACCACGCCGUCGCUCGGCCACUACAUCCUGCGCGGCGGCGCCGCCGCCAACCGGGAGGCCUUCUGCGGGGCGCCACCGUCCACGAAGAAGGCGAACUAGUCGGUCAGGGAAACGACUCUCCAGUUUCGUUCCUCGUACUUCGGUCAGAUGGGUCGGUCUACUGUGGGCGCUUUGGCAUUUUGAUGAUGCACCGUUGCAAAUGUGGUGUGGUCUGGUCUCGAUCGGACAGAAUGACACUUGUGGAAGUGGAACAACUGAAAAAGUGAUUCUUAAGUUCUGUUUC
Molecule: messenger RNA, 1413 nt
Organism: Hordeum vulgare subsp. vulgare (domesticated barley)
Lineage: Eukaryota; Viridiplantae; Streptophyta; Magnoliopsida; Poales; Poaceae
Product: protein IRREGULAR XYLEM 15-like
Exons: 1
Coding region: 246-1229 (327 amino acids)
Biological process (GO): xylan biosynthetic process
Source: RefSeq, a predicted model, not a curated record